Molecule: messenger RNA, 1151 nt
Organism: Phycodurus eques (leafy seadragon)
Lineage: Eukaryota; Metazoa; Chordata; Actinopteri; Syngnathiformes; Syngnathidae
Exons: 3
Coding region: 39-1034 (331 amino acids)
Biological process (GO): G protein-coupled receptor signaling pathway
Cellular component (GO): membrane
Molecular function (GO): G protein-coupled receptor activity; oxysterol binding
Source: RefSeq, a predicted model, not a curated record
UGUUGUUGUUGUUGUUUUCCUGCUUACUGGGAUUCCCAAUGGCCGCUGACAACAACAGCAGCAACCGGAGCGUCUGCGACGUGUUCGCCGACCAGCGAGCUGCCGUCGCGGUCUUCCCCGUUUUCUACUCUCUGGUCUUCUUGGUCAGCGCGUGCGGCAACGCGUUGAUGCUGGCGGUGAUGUGCCGACGACGGCGCAAGUUCAACUCCACCGCCGUGUACCUGCUCAACUUGGCCUUGUCGGACGGCCUGUUCACGCUGACGCUGCCGGGCAGGAUCGUUUACUACGUCCUGCGCUUCGAUUGGCCCUUCGGUGACCUCCUCUGCAGGAUGAGCACGCUCCUGUUCUUUGCCAACACGUACGCAGGUAUCGGCUUCAUGACCUGCAUCAGUCUGGAUCGCUGCCUGGCGGUGGUGCACCCUCAGCGGCUGCGCCGCAUGCGCCGGCCAAAGGCGGUUCGCCGGGUCUGCUGCUCCGUUUGGGUUCUGGUGUCCGCUCAGGUGGCUCCCUUGCUGUUGCGCAGCACGCUGCGGCACCACGAGGGCAGACGGACCUGCAUGGAGUACUUCGACCUCCGCGGCUCCCGCUGGACGCCGCGCUUCCUGCUCCUGGCCUGCGUGGUCUCCUUCUGUUGCCCGCUGGCCGCCAUCCUGACCUCCUACGCCAGGAUCCACUCCAAGCUGCGGGCGGCGGCCGAGCGCAAGUCUGCGUCGAGAAGGAACCGCCGAGCCAACGGCGUCAUCCUCCUCAUCCUCCUCAGCUUCAUCGUGUGCUUCGGCCCGUACCACCUCAACGUGAUGCAGUUCAUGUGGCGAACGAUGCAGCGGGAGCUCUCCUGCGACGAGCUGAGGGGCUUCAAGGUGUCCUCCCAGAUUACCGUCUCGCUCAUGAAUUUCAACUGCUGCUUGGACCCGCUCAUCUACUUCUUCGCCAUUAAGACGUACAAGAAGCAAAUGUUGAGCCUGUUUCCGCACGGCCUGUGCGCUUCCUCCAGCGCAUCCAAGACAACUGAGAAAAGCAGCAGCAACAGCUGAGAAAAGAAACGGAGCGUCGUCAUCCACCCAUCGAACAAAAGGCCUUUCAUUUCAAUUCUCUUAUAGUUUUGGAGCAUGCUAAUACAGUGGAUCCCCACUAUUCGCGGGCGAUAGGUA